UUUCUUAAAAUUCAAAAUAGGACAAGGGAAACAUCAAAUCAAAUUAUUUAAAAAAAUAUUAUUUAUUGUCAAUAAUCUAAAUACUUCAAUACUAACUUAUAGUGUUCAAAUUUUAUUCACAAUAAUUAAUCCAACAAAUAUGUCGUGGAAUUUUUUUAUGACAACUAAACCCCUUUCACCAUUUUUAGACAUAGUUCGAUAUGCUAGUAAGAAAACUGGAGGCAGUACAAGAAAUACAAACUGUAAAGUUAAACCAAAGCAUAGAGGCUGGAAAGUUCAAGAUGGGCACAGUGUGCAAGCAGGACAUAUAUUAGCUACUCAAAGAAACCUAAGAUUCCAUCCAGGUUUAAAUGUUGGAAUGGGGCGUAAUGGCACAUUGUUUGCUAUGGAACCCGGGAAAGUUGUGGUGACUUGUGAAAAAUUUGAACCAAAUUGGGAGCAUACAUGGGUUCAAAGAAUUUAUAGUGGAAGAGGUGACCAAGUAAUUUUUAAGAAGUAUUUUAAUAUCAUACCCAAACCACAACAUAACCGAUUUAAGUUAAUAGAGGAAAUGUAAUAUUAUUUGUAAAUAAAUAGAGUGAUAAAACUUAGCUUUAGGUCUAUAGAUAUAGUUUUAUUGUGUUCCCCUCAUGUUAAGUGAACAAGAGUUUAAUAAAGAUGUGCUAGUAGA
Molecule: messenger RNA, 670 nt
Organism: Pieris rapae (cabbage white)
Lineage: Eukaryota; Metazoa; Arthropoda; Insecta; Lepidoptera; Pieridae
Gene: mRpL27
Product: 50S ribosomal protein L27
Exons: 3
Coding region: 140-556 (138 amino acids)
Biological process (GO): translation
Cellular component (GO): ribosome; mitochondrial large ribosomal subunit
Molecular function (GO): structural constituent of ribosome
Source: RefSeq, a predicted model, not a curated record